AUGCGCCAGUUGAGAAUUCUCAACGAGUUGGUCAACCGAAGAGAUCCUGGUACUCAUGUGCAAGAUGCGUUGGAACAUUGCGAUAGCAAGGUUCAGCUGCUUCUUAGUAUUGUUCGAGAAUUCGAGCCAGACUUUACAAAGCACAGUGGCAGAGUUAGAUUAUGGAAAGCUUUCAAAGCCGCACGCAAGGAGAAGAAGUUGAAGAGGUUCCGCGACUCACUCCAAGAGACCAAGACUACUCUCUUGCUGGCAUUAUGUCGCAUUCAGAUGCCUCCAGCCUAUGUCGAGGAGGACCAGGUUCGAAACAAACCUGCGAAAGACAACAAAGACGACGAAAAGAAAUCGCAUGUUGUAGUAGAGGUAGAAGAAGUAUCGGACCCCGACCUCCCCCCAAUCUUCAAAGAUCAAGAUCUGACGCAGGAUGGAGACGAUGACGGUGCCGAGCUUCCAAAAUAUCGUCCUACUACCAAGCCCAACUUUCGCAAGAUGGCUACAGAUUUCCCAGAAGCCGAGCUUCAGGCCUCGCUAGGAAAUGCACUUCAACUAGCAGCGGAGAACUAUUUUCGAGGUGGAGCAUUUGAAAAAGCGAUGAGUGAGACGAUCCAUCGUGUUGCGACGAUACAGACUACUUACCAUUACGGCGGGAAAGACAAGACUCCCAACUCCGAGAACGAGGACACAGAUGCAGCUAUCAACCAUAAUUCAGAUACCAGCAGUCUCGAUCUUAUCCACUCAGGAUCUAAACGACGUGCAAGUCAAUCCCGGAUUUGCCAGAGGACGUCGGCUACUGGCGUUGUACUCGGAACCAUUUGGUUGAGAACUACGUCUGUCCAAGUGAACUCUCAUACGGGCAAGAGCGUCGACAUCGUUUCAUCCUUCACGUUCUCUCCAUCCUGGUGGUUGACCAAAGUCGGAGUGAAGUAUGGAGUGGAGGCAAAUCUCUUUGCUACUGCAACUGGGUGGCAAUUCAACUUCAAUCCGAUUCGAGCUGUGCCAGAUGACUCUCCAAUCUUCAAUGCUUGUCGAAAAGGAAAUCUUUCGACUGUGCGGUUCUUGUUAUCUGAGGGCGAUGCAUCGGUCAGGGAUACCAACUCGAAGGGGUGGACACCGCUGCAUUUCGCCUCGCUUGCAGAGUCAGAGACAAGUGUCGAUAUCUGCGAGUUCUUGAUAUCAGAAGGGGCAGAUAAAACAGCGCUCGUCUUUGAAGGACCAUCUGAGAACGCAUUGUCUCCUGUAACUAUCUUCACUGCCACCGGCAAGAAACGUCCGGCAGAAAUGAAGAUUAAGAUGCUCCGCUUAUUCGAAGACUGUAUCGACAUGUCCGAACCUGACUCGGAUGGGUGGACGAUAAUUGCUGAUCUCGUUAGCGCUUUCAACCUAGAAAAUGUUCCUCAGACGUCGAACAGCAUUACGUGGUUCCUACGCUCCUUGAAACCACAGUCAAUGGUUGCUUUCGGCCCCAAGACUCUUUGGCAUGGUCUUCAACACGCUGUUCGUUCCUUCAUCGAUAUGGAGCAAAAAUGGAUGGGUGUUAGGAAGCGACUCAACUCCAUUGUUGGCGGUGGCUUUCCGGAGUCGUAUGGUAUAACGAUUGCGUACUGGAUCGCACUCCUCGUUAUUGGCAAAAACCUCAUGCCGAUGUUGCUAAUUGCUGGUUCGAUGCUACACAUCGAAGGUUAUGAUUAUGAUCCAGACAGCGCUAUCGAUCCUAAUCUGCUUGCGAAGCAGUUGCCUUUCCUAUACGAGGCAUGGGCCAAAGCUUUGACAGACAGCAUUGAAACGAUGGAUGAGGUGUUGAAUUCUGAGUUCGACAUUACCUUAGAGGUGACCGGUUGGUCGGAAGAUAUCCUUCGAGGCUUGAAGUCUAGGUCUAGACAAUCGAAGAGCACAAAGGCUGAUAGCCAACACUGUUGCUCAGUCUGCCGCGACGAUUACAGUCUGCUUGGGCAUGGUCUUGUGGAGCCUAGGUGGAUCACCUUUAUUGAGUGUUUAGAGACAAAACACAGGAAUCACUGUUCUUGCCAAGAGCUGCUUGAAUAUUACAAGCGUUUGGGUUACCUCCGAAACGUUUCGGUUCCCGAAUCAGACAACACUGAUGACUCCGAUUCCGAAUGCGAAGUCUUUCAUGACGCGGAAUCUGAUCUCGGCGACAACAAGAAGGACAGCACUCCAGAAGAAAGUUCUUGGAUGGUUGAAUGCGAGCACCUCGUUCAAGUGAUGAAGGAUGGUAAUGGGAAGAAUCCUUUCCAAGAUGUCGCUGCUCAUCUCUAUCGUUGUCAUGCUCGAGUAUGGUUGGGGAGUUAUCAAGCUGGGGAAAUGUUUUGCGGGUCGUGCUUCUUGCAAAGCGAGGGAUAUAUUGAUGAACAAUUCAAGGAGGACUGGGAUCUUUCGUCGUCAAUGCCUGCGUCUUUUGUCAGUUGA
Messenger RNA from Mollisia scopiformis, 2421 nucleotides. RefSeq lists its product as uncharacterized. The record is from RefSeq and is a predicted model, not a curated record. The coding region runs from base 1 to 2421 and encodes 806 amino acids. Gene Ontology annotation, biological process: regulation of transcription by RNA polymerase II. Gene Ontology annotation, molecular function: transcription factor binding. The transcript is spliced from 6 exons. NCBI's taxonomy places the organism in Eukaryota, Fungi, Ascomycota, Leotiomycetes, Helotiales, Mollisiaceae.